Suillus subaureus is the source of this 225-nucleotide messenger RNA. RefSeq lists its product as uncharacterized. NCBI's taxonomy places the organism in Eukaryota, Fungi, Basidiomycota, Agaricomycetes, Boletales, Suillaceae. The transcript has a single exon. The coding region runs from base 1 to 225 and encodes 74 amino acids. The record is from RefSeq and is a predicted model, not a curated record.
AUGCAGGCAAUCUUUCUACUCUCACCUGACACAGAGUUUCUGGGUUCAGGAGUGGGGAAAUCAUUGACUAUCAACUACAAAGACAUAUUCCUUCAGUACAAGAAGAUGCUCAUCAUCAAGUGGUACACAAAACACAUUGAAAGUAUUGUAGCCAGUAUCAACAGCUACAUUUUUGGUGCUGCAAAGUUGUCCACCCUUAAUCCGACUGGUAGUGAAGACUUUUAG